CAGAAAUAUAAAACUACUCCCGAGUUGGGUAAAUACCACAAUUUUGCGGUGAUAGCUAUGACAUACAACAGCUGAUUCAUGACGUCACGGACUUAUAACCACACUCGCUUGAACGGAUCGGUAAAUACCAAUCCAAAAUGGUAAAUACCAUUUCCAUUUGGUUAUCCGCUUGAAUUUGAUUAUAAUACAUCACAUGGAUUUUAGAGGUUAUGAUGUCAUCUUUUUAGUUUAUUUUUAUUGAACUAACAAAGACAAUAAAAAAGAUGAAGCGACUUUCAGAAGAACGAACAAGAAUCCUUUUCGAGAAACUAUCAAAAUAUAUUGGUUCAAACAUCAAACUGCUCAUCGAACGUCCCGACGGUUUGUAUUGCUUCAGAGAACAAAAAGACAGAGUUUACUACGUCUCAGAGAAAAUACUGAAGCUAUCAAGCAACAUACCACCAGAAAAACUAAUAUCUGUUGGUACCUGCUUUGGAAAAUUCACAAAGUCAAAUAAAUUUCGCUUGCAUAUUACAGCUUUGAAUUAUUUGGCCCCCUAUGCUCAGAGUAAAAUAUGGCUGAAACCCUCGACAGAGCAACAGUUUCUGUAUGGACACCACAUAACAAAAUCAGGACUAGGAAGGAUAAGUGAAAAUAUAGAGAAAUAUCAGGGUGUAGUCAUCUACAAUAUGCAAGAUUUGCCUCUAGGGUUUGGAGCAGCUGCUAAGUCAACAGCAGAGUGUAAAUUGGCUGAUCCACUUGCUUCAGUCUGUUUCCAUCAAGCUGAUAUUGGAGAAUACAUUAGAUCAGAAGAAGAUCUACUAUAAUUUUUAAAUUCAUUGAUAAUUAUGCAUUACGUUAUAAUAUAUUUUAUAUACAAUCUCA
Acanthoscelides obtectus is the source of this 864-nucleotide messenger RNA. The record is from the annotation of a GenBank genome assembly. NCBI's taxonomy places the organism in Eukaryota, Metazoa, Arthropoda, Insecta, Coleoptera, Chrysomelidae.